This is a messenger RNA of Symbiodinium sp. CCMP2592, 879 nucleotides long. NCBI's taxonomy places the organism in Eukaryota, Dinophyceae, Suessiales, Symbiodiniaceae. The record is from the annotation of a GenBank genome assembly.
AUGGCCCGGGUGGCGCAGGAGAUCGGCGCCGAGAUGGUCCUUCUGCUGGGAGAUAACUUCUACUCCCACGGCGUGCAGACCGAGCACUCGCCGCGUUUUCACGAAACCUUCGAGGACGUUUACUGCCGCGAUCUGCCGGAGCUUCCCUUCUGGGUGGUGGCAGGCAAUCACGACCACCGCGGCAACGUUACGGCGCAGCUGGCAUACUCGCACGACUCCAAACGCUGGAACUACCCCUCGCCGUACUACAACCUGACCUAUGAGUGGAAGGCAGGGGACGGUGCGAUGAGGACCCUGGAGUUGCUGAUGGUGGACACGGUGCUCUUAGCAGGGCCGAGCGAUGACAGCUGCUUGGGUUGUGAUCUUCCCGGGCCACCGAAUGCGGUACACGCGGACUCACAGUGGCAGUGGCUGGCACAGAAGCUGAAUUCCAGCAAAGCAGACUUCCUCUGGGUUGCCGGGCACUAUCCCAUCUACAGCGCCGGUUCCGACGGCACCACCCGCAUGCUCGUGCAGAAGCUCCUUCCGCUGCUCCGUACGCACGGCGCCCACUAUCUGAGUGGCCACGACCACAUGCUGGAGCACAUCGUGACGAACGGGGUUGAGAUGUUCGUUUCUGGCAUGGGUCGGGAAUGCUGCUAUGGAACGCAGAUGAUCCACACCGUUCCGGAAGGUGCCAUCCGCUAUCUCAUCUCGGGGCACCACGGGAAGGGACCCGGGAUCGGCCCAAAGCCGAAGGAUUCGGUACACGGCGGCUUCGCUUCCUUCCGCUUCGAGGAUGACGAAGUGGAGGUGAGCUUCCACGACCAGAAGGGCGAACGGCUCUACAGCGCCAAGGUUCCUGCGCGCUCCAUGUCGCCCAGGGAGAUCGUUGUGUAA